AGAGCCUCUAUGCCAGGCUGUGGAUAAAGACUGUGAAGACUGCACAGGGUCUGAUCUAGGGAGAGGCCAACUCUGAUACCCCUAUGUGCACUGCUAGAAGCUAAGGACAUUCAGAGAGACAUGGCCUGGAAACAGACACCACUCCUGCUUUUGGUCUACAUGAUCACAACAUGCAGUGCCCGGGACAGAACAGACCUGCUCAACGUUUGCAUGGAUGCCAAGCACCAUAAGACAAAGCCAGGCCCGGAGGACAAGCUGCAUGACCAGUGUAGUCCAUGGAAGAGAAAUGCCUGCUGCUCAGUCAACACCAGCCAGGAGCUACACAAGGACAACUCCCGUCUGUACAAUUUCAAUUGGGAUCACUGUGGCGAGAUGACGCCCGCCUGUAAGCGUCACUUCAUCCAAGACGCCUGCCUGUAUGAGUGUUCCCCCAAUCUUGGGCCUUGGAUUCAGCAGGCAGACCAGAGCUGGCGCAAAGAGCGCUUCCUGGAUGUGCCCUUAUGCAAAGAGGACUGUCAGGAGUGGUGGAAAGCCUGCCGUACCUCCUUUACCUGCAAGAGAGACUGGCAUAAAGGCUGGGACUGGACCUCAGGCAUUAACAAGUGCCCAGACACAGCACCCUGCCGCACAUUUCAGUACUAUUUCCCGACACCAGCCAGCCUUUGUGAGGGUCUCUGGAGUCACUCCUACAAGGUCAGCAACUAUAGCAGAGGGAGUGGCCAGUGCAUCCAGAUGUGGUUUGACUCAACCCAGGGCAAUCCCAAUGAGGAAGUGGUGAAAUUCUAUGCUUCCUUUAUGACAUCUGGGACUGUGUCCCAUGCAGCGGUACUUCUUGUGCCCAGCCUGGCCCCAGUGCUGUCAUUAUGGCUCCCUGACUGAGGCCAGUCUUCUCCUCCAGCUACCCUUGGUCUCGGUUGGUUCAACUCUUCAAAGAAUAAGGAAGUCUUGAGCCUGCUUCCACCCCUCUCCUCUGCCAUCCAGUUCCUGAUCCAGGUUGGGGCUUGGGGUUUCUACAACAGUCAUUUUCAAUAAAUCUAUGACACAUCUCAGCCUAAUGAA
Rattus rattus (black rat) is the source of this 1059-nucleotide messenger RNA. It is a transcript of the gene Folr2, whose product is annotated as folate receptor beta. Bases 121 to 879 code for a protein of 252 amino acids. Gene Ontology annotation, cellular component: external side of plasma membrane. Gene Ontology annotation, biological process: cell adhesion; fusion of sperm to egg plasma membrane involved in single fertilization; sperm-egg recognition. The transcript has 5 exons. Gene Ontology annotation, molecular function: signaling receptor activity. NCBI's taxonomy places the organism in Eukaryota, Metazoa, Chordata, Mammalia, Rodentia, Muridae. The record is from RefSeq and is a predicted model, not a curated record.